AACCGUCGCGCGGGAACAUCGGAGCUCGAGAGAAUAUCUGCGUUUACCAGUUUUUUUUUGUUUUUUCUUUUUUUCUGAGGAAAAAAAGGGGUGGGUUAUAUAUAAAUGAAAAAAAUAAACAAAUGAAAAAUUCCUGCAUGAAAACGUAAAAAAAAAAAAAGUCGUAAUUUCCGGUAGGAAGGUUUUUUUCGGUGACGGAAUAAUCCGCUCUCGCGCUCUCCCGUUGCCGUUGCCGUUGCCGUUGCAUCACCCUGAAUACCUCACCAGUGUUCAGGGUGUACGGAGAUUAGCACCAUGGUUCUAAUCGUAGAUCUUUGCAACUAUUUCUGUGCAAAUUUCAAAAAUGUGAUGUCUAAUCUCCCAGGACAGACUAACGCAAAAUAAAUCUCUUAAGAAGCAGCCCUUAGCAUGUAUAAUAGCGUAUAUCCUCUGCACGCGUCUCUUCAAGAUGGCUGUCGCCGUUGAUCAUGGUCAUGGAUUCAAGCCAUUUACAAGACCCCCACGAUGCAGACUCCAGUCCUUCACUCAACUUGACUACAAGAUGCUCGACAAGCUCGACCAAUCUUUGGAACAUGACUGCGAGUUGUCUAACAUCCACAAGAGCUUCUCCACUCCGUGCCUAUCCAAUUCCUCGUCAGUGAGAGACGACCGUGAUACCAAUUCAAGGAUUGAGAUCAUCAUCGGCCAUGCUGCACCAAGGGUACGAGCUAUGGUCGUGGAGGUUGCCAUAGCCAUGGCCUCCGGUGUCAAACCUGAGCCAACAUCAAGUGGGCUUGGGGGCGCCUACUUCCUACGCUCUCAGAAUGGGGACACCAUAGCCGUUGCAAAGCCCAUAGACGAGGAGCCUCUUGCGUUCAACAAUCCAAAGGGUUUGGCUGGCCGUCUGCUAGGCCAGCCUGGUAUGAAAUGCUCCAUCAGGAUAGGUGAAACCGGCCUGCGUGAGUCAGCUGCUUAUGUUCUUGACCACGACGGGUUUGCAGGCGUGCCACCGACAGCAUUAGUCCGAUUCUCCCAUGUCAAGUUCAAUAUCAACAAUCCGGGAUCAGACUCAACCACAAUCUACAAGAUUGCAUCCCUCCAACGCUAUGUGAAGCACGACUCUGAUGCAGGGGAUUUGGGGCCUUCGAGCUUCUCUGUCACGUGCGUGCACCACAUAGGUAUACUGGAUGUGAGGCUCAUGAAUCUUGACAGGCACGCGGGGAACAUUCUUGUGAGGCAUGGACAAGACAGGCCCUCUGAGCUGGUCCCAAUAGAUCAUGGCUUCUGUUUGCCCGAGGCACUUGAUGAUCCGUAUUUCGAGUGGCUGCACUGGCCGCAGGCGUCCAUACCUUUCUCCGAGGCUGAAGUUGAAUACAUAUCGGGGCUUGAUCCCUACAAAGACGCGGAGAUGCUGAGAAGUGAGGUUCCUUCGAUUGGGGAGUCUUCCAUUCGUGUUCUUGUGCUUUGCACCAUCUUUUUGAAGCAAGCGACGGCUUACGGGCUGUGUCUUGCUGAUAUAGGUGAGAUGAUGACUAGAGACUUCAAUGGAGGGGAUGAAAACUGGAGCACAUUAGAGAACCUAUGCAUAAAUGCUAAGGCAAGAUUGAAGAAACAACUAACUGAUGACAGAACUAUUUCCAUACUCAAAUGUGACUACCUCAAUCAGCAUGAACCAGAAGAAGAAGAAGAAGAAGAAGAAGAAGACGAAGAAGAAGAUGCUGACGAAGAUGAUGAUGAAGUGUUCAAAUUUGAUGAGAAACACGAGGAUUGCCACGAUGAAGCAUCACACAUCCCUGAAACUCCCACAAAAGGCAAGCCAUCCAAAAUCCCAAGAUAUUCAUCAAUGGUGGUGAAGUUUGCUAAUCCGCCUUUGAGUGGAAUCCAAGACUAUCUGGAUGAUGAUGGGGAGCUAGACACGUUCUUGGACAAGUGUGGCAACAAUGUGGAUGAGAAUCCAAAGGCGGCAGCAGCAGGAGGUAGCUUGAUGAGGAGUGUGAGUUACUCGGUGCCAAACUACAAGCGCGAUGGACAAUGCAUCUAUUUCGGGGAAAUGGAUGAUGGAGAGUGGCACGCGUUGCUGGAGAUAUUCCAGAAGCUUCUGCCGGAGGCCUUCGAGGAGAGGAAGUCCAUGGACCUGCCCAAGCACAGGUUGGGAUCGUCGUGCCAGUUUUGAGCCGUGCUUAACUCGUGCCGAACAAACUAUUAUGUGUAUACCAGAUAUGUAUAGGAUGUAGAUAAGAUAUCAGUUUGGAGAGGGAAAGGCCAAAAACAGGCCAUCCUUUCCCUUUUGGGCUAUGUAGAUGAUCAUGUGUUUUUUUCUCUUCCUUCAUAUUUUCUGCUCUUUCCUAUGUUCUUUAUAUACUUUACUAUUUUAUCCAAACAGACUUCUCUA
Messenger RNA from Salvia miltiorrhiza (redroot sage), 2371 nucleotides. RefSeq names its product phosphatidylinositol 4-kinase gamma 8-like. The record is from RefSeq and is a predicted model, not a curated record. The transcript is spliced from 3 exons. Lineage: Eukaryota; Viridiplantae; Streptophyta; Magnoliopsida; Lamiales; Lamiaceae. Bases 449 to 2152 code for a protein of 567 amino acids.